AUGAUUAUAUUUUCCACUGUUCUCACAGAUUCUCACUUUUUGUGGAUGUUUGCAACGUACAUUGAAGGAGAGAUGCCAUUUUCUGAUUUUAGUGUCACAUUUAUGUUGGAUGACAUCACUGUAGGACACUACAAUUCAGAAAUUUUGAGAUAUGUUCCGAGAGGAAAUACUACAAAUGAAGAUGAUGCUAUUGAUGUACAUCACAUGGGCAUAAUAAGUCGCAUAGUUCAUCAGGUGAUGAAUCAUUGUGAACUGGGGGAUGAUGACAAGCCUGUACAAGUACUCUCUGAGAGUGCUUUUAGAGGCUCUACUUCAGAUGAAAAGAAUGUUUCUGGCAACAUUUUGACAUAUAAUGGCACAGAGCAUGAAAUAAAACCAUAUAUGCUCUCCAUGUGGUGUCAUGAAACCUUAUACUACCCAGACUGCAUAACAGUACUCAAGACUUACCAUAGAAUCAGAAAUAUGCAGAUAAAGAGGAAAGUAACACCUGAAAUCAGACUGAUUCAGAAAGCAAGCACAGAUUCUGGCGGGUCAUGGGUGAAUUGUUUGGCAACAGGACUUUGCCUUCGUCACAUCAACCUGACCCUGUUUAGAGAUGGACAGCCUGUAUCUGAUCAUGAGAUCACUGGAGGAGAUCUGCUGCCCAAUGUUGACGGGACGUACCAGAUGAGGAAGAGUCUGGAGAUCAGUGCAGAGGAACAGAGAGAGAGAACACAGUCUGAACAUCAAACUAAAUAUCAGUUUGGAGCUUUUUUUUUUUUUUUUUUUAACAUGUUUGAUGUUUCAGAAUUUUAUCCAGGUGACCCAUUUCAACCAGUGAUUCCCCCAUUGCUGACAGAUUCGGCAUUAGUGUUGGUGUUUGGGAUUGGAGCUAACAUAUUUAAAUACAGAUGUACAGGUUUGGAACACCACAAACACAAGUGGAGUGAUACAAUCAGUAAAGUGCUGAUGGUGUGAGCUAUCAACACACUUGGAACACCUUUUGUCCAAUCAGAUUCUAGGACCAGAACAAAGUGUUGUGUAAUUAAUAAUAAACACAAUAAAUUGAUUAUUCUAGUGUCUUUCUAG
Molecule: messenger RNA, 1068 nt
Organism: Xyrauchen texanus (razorback sucker)
Lineage: Eukaryota; Metazoa; Chordata; Actinopteri; Cypriniformes; Catostomidae
Product: class I histocompatibility antigen, F10 alpha chain-like
Exons: 5
Coding region: 1-957 (318 amino acids)
Biological process (GO): immune response
Cellular component (GO): external side of plasma membrane
Source: RefSeq, a predicted model, not a curated record